Molecule: messenger RNA, 3421 nt
Organism: Amoebophrya sp. A25
Lineage: Eukaryota; Dinophyceae; Syndiniales; Amoebophryaceae
Source: the annotation of a GenBank genome assembly
AUGGCAGGAGGACAGGCCACCUCUAGUUAAGGCUCAAUGAAUAUAUUUCAUUUCAUCUACAAGUCAGUUCUCCCUAUUUCCUUCUUAGGAUUGGGAGAAAUCGAAAUGUAAGUAGGCAAGAAAUGAAUUGUUUUGAGCUCUAAUCUAGUGGUCAACCCAAGCUGACUCGAGAGGAAUUGCUUGUCCAACUUGGCGUAUUGAAAGAGUGCGUUCUACAGCUAGAAAAAGCUAUAGAAAGUAUCAGCAUACCAGAACGAGACCAGCAUGGCGUGACAACCGUUAAAGUCGGCAGUGUGCGAGGUCAAAAUGGAGAGGAUAAGAGCGAAUGCGGUUUCCGAGAGAAACUGUUUCCACGUGGCGCAGCGAUCUUGGACAUCUUUGAGCAAGCUGGAAUCACUGUGGACAAGUACAAGGGCUUGAAAGAUGCUUGCGAUAAGGUGAUAUCGGCAUUGGCGAUGCAGCGCGGUGCAGGUGGCGCGUCGGAUGUUCACAGCCGAUCAGCAAAGCAUACGGAGAAAUUCUCCAGAAUACUUGCAACCCUGUUCGGCAGUGAGGAGAAGUUCCUGAGUGAUCAACAACAAAGUGCGGCGGCAGCUGAACAAAGGUUAAGAGUGCAGUUUGGUUGAUUUUAUUUUACUAUGAAAGUUGUAACAUCAGGAUCAGCUACAUGAUUGACAUCAGCUGUCUUUCGUAGGCACUCACUCAUCCACCAAAGGCAGCGUAGUACUAAAGAUGAAGAAAAGUGAUGCCCCCUCUAAAGGAUGCCAACCCAAACGUGAAUUUUCGCCAACGAGGAACGCCGAUAGAGCAGCAGAUGGCAGCGCAGCAAGAAACUAGCACAGCGACUCUUAUUGAGGACUAUCGCAUAGCAAGGAGAAAAAUGCUGGAUGAAAACUACAGAGUCCAGAUCAUUGAGGAGGUGCAAGGCGCUACUACCAGCGCUUCAAAGGAGCAGAAUCCAGCAGCAAAGAAACGAAAGGUUCAGCUUGGGUGGGACAUCGAGAACACCCUCGAGACCGACGCACGGGAUGAAGCUAGUUUCCGCCGGACACUGUUUUUCUGGUGUUUCACCUCUCAACCGGCUAUGCAGGAACUGAUCGACCAAGGUGUACGCAGUGUGAUUAUCACCUCCGGAACUCUCUCGCCUAUGGACGCAACGAAAAAAUCUCUAGGAGUGCCCUUCAACGUAGAGCUGUUAAACACACAUGUGAUACGGCAAAACCAAGUGUUGGCAUCGGUUCUACCAAGGGGUCCGACGAAUUGCGAGUGGUUGGCAACGUAUCAGAAUCGGCAGAAUGAGUCGCAAUGGGGGAAGUUUCUUAUGAUGAUAUGUUGUGAAACUACUGCUGCACCUUCUCAUACAUUUAAUGUAGAAGAGGCCGGUUCUGUUUUAUCUUUUCCGACAUGCUCACUGAUCUUGGUUCGAGUUCCACCUCAUCUGUGUACUUACACGUGAAAAUAUCUCCACAUCUUCAUUUCCCUUUCCGAUCUGGGUUCCGGUCUGGCCAAUUUCGCCAAAGUCUGUCCUGCAGGGAUGCUCAUCGCUUUUAGCAGUUACUCGCAGAUGGAACAGAUUGUGAAGCAUUGGACCAACUCUGGCGUCAAGGCUCGUAUCGAGACCAAUUCCAAAAAGAAGAUGUUGCAGGAACCACGUCGCGCAGUGGACCUGCCUAAAGUUUGGCAGGAGUAUCAAGCUCUUUGCGAAGAGGGACAGCCAGGCGCGAUCCUGUGUGCCAUUGCGCGUGGCAAGCUGACAGAAGGUGUGGAUUUCAGCGACCGGCAGUGCCGUUGUGUAGCCGUGGUUGGACUGCCGUAUCCGAGUCUGCACGAUCAACGUGUCGUCCUGAAACAACAGUUUUUGCGCGACACUGGCGUUUGCGACCCAGGUGAGUGGUAUCAGCAGCAAGCGCUGAAGGCGGUGAACCAGACGGUGGGUCGCGUCAUUCGCCACCGAGGAGACUUCGGCUGUGUGCUUCUUUGUGACAAGCGGUUUGCCCAACCCAGAGUAAACGGCGCACUCUCAGCAUGGCUGCGUGGGUCUUUGCGGGUGCCACCCGAGCUCACUACAACAGGAGGACCCUCUCCUUUUGGAAAGGCGUUCAAGGAAGUCCAUGCGUUCUUCUCGCAGUUCUCAGGUGCGGCUGACGUCGCUCAGCUAGCAGCAGCACUAGGAGGCACAGAGGCAGGAAAAGGAAUGGAAACUACAACAGGUGGUAGUGAGACUUCUCUAGUGAACUGCACUUCGUCUUCUAGUAGGGCCAGUACUGCUCUGCCUCUAAUGAAUACCACAAGAAGUAGUAUCCAGAAAGCUACCGCCUCUAGCACCGGAGAUGAGUCAAAGCAGAUUUUUGUACAAGCAGAAGAUACCAAGAACUACAUUAAGAAGCCUCCUACAACCUCGACAUCCCUCACAAGCAACUUGCCAGGAUGGCAGCAAAAGUGGGAUAAGGAGGAAUGGACAAAACAAGCUGAGCAGCUGCUAGAUGACGAGGAUUUCGACGAGUUAAAGAAAGAACUCCUUCCAGCGCUUCGGAGAGAAUUGCCUGUCAUCGUCAAGCAUCUACAAGAAAAUCCGCAGAAAGCCCCAGCAAACAUCGAGGCGAUGAUACAACGACAGCUUUCUUCGAGGGCGUCUAGCACAGAGGAAAACAGCGUCAAUGCUCUGGAGGAAGGACAGACUUCUACGGAACAAGCUACGGAACAAGCUGACAAAGACAAAACGACAUCUGCAUCAUCAUCAUCAUGGACUCAACAACACGAUAAAGGACCCGUUUUUUCUGCGGUUUCUGGAUACUGUCGUGCGAUGCAGGAGAUCCGGGUAGUGCUGUUGCCAGCUCUCUGCUUUGAGGAUGACUUUAGACGAAAUGCGAGGAAGCGGCUGGUCUAUAACUUUAGUUAAGGCUACUUGCCGUAAUUCAUUGUAAGAGGCAUUUCUGACACGUCUUCAAUGGGGAAAUGCGUCAAAGGUGACCUCCAAGAUGAAUUCCAAGAUGAGAGCUCUAACGUAGACAGUUUGUGCAUCCGAAAUUCCGUACUUUCUGGGCUCAAACAUGCAAGGAGUGGAUCCAGGAGAAGAGGUUGGGUUCAUGGGCUGAGAAUAUCUUCUAAUACAUAGAAGUACACGCACAGCCACAAGAACAACAUAUAGCGAACAAUAUUUCUGAUUCAGCAUGAACCUGUGUUGAUGUUGUGGUAGAUGAUGCUCUCGCUUGGAAUGCAACAAAAAAUCCUGGGCAUGAGGAAAAGUGAAAUUCUGCCGUCUGAUCCUCCGACACCUGAGCAACUGAUGAAAGAUAUGUCGUGAACAAGAUGAAUGUGCUGUUCUACUAUUCCGCUACAAAAUUCCCUAAUGUCAGCUGGUGCCUUGAAGAACAAAAAUAGCCGUGCGUCUUUUACCCGUGAAAUCUAAAUUGUAUGCAGC